Molecule: messenger RNA, 360 nt
Organism: Pleurotus ostreatus (oyster mushroom)
Lineage: Eukaryota; Fungi; Basidiomycota; Agaricomycetes; Agaricales; Pleurotaceae
Gene: ANKK1
Product: protein kinase kinase kinase
Exons: 3
Coding region: 1-360 (119 amino acids)
Biological process (GO): protein phosphorylation
Molecular function (GO): protein kinase activity; ATP binding
Source: RefSeq, a predicted model, not a curated record
AUGCCGUUCUUUGUACACGGAAAUGCAUUAGACUUCAUCGCUGAAAAUCCCGCGACCAGCAUUCUAAGCUUGCUACAAGACGUUACAUCUGGUCUUCAGUACAUGCACGGAUUAGAUCCACCAAUUGCCCACGGCACUCUAAGAGCAUCGAACAUCCUCAUCUCAAACGAGGGGAAGGCAUGCAUUACGGAUCCAUGCAUAAACAUGCUGCCAUUGCCUCCAUUCUGGACGAUCGAAAAUGCUGUAUACUCAAGGUGGUUAGCCCCUGAGAUCCUCACAACGGGGGCGGACGAGUUGCCCCUUGCCAGCCCAGAGGGCGACGUUUAUAGCUUCAGUAUGACCGCAGUCGAGGUUAGUUGA